AUAAUUUAAGCCGCGUCUCGUUGUCGAAUAUAUAGUAAGAAUACCUGAAAACACUUUCUAUUCAUAAACCCUUUACGACAAAACAAUAAAGACGUCUCUCGAUUUAUCUUUGUCUUAAUCAGGAAACUAUUUGACAUUUCUUUAUCGAUUAUUACUUCAUAUUCGGGUAUGGAUGAAGAUUUUUUCUUACCCGAUUUCUCACUAGUAGACAUUGAUUUCGACUUUAAUAUUUACGAAGAAAAUAAUUUAUCACCUGAUGAAUCUUUAUCAAAUUCACGAAGAGCUGAUCAAUCGUCAAAGUUUGAUCAUCAAAUGCAUUUUGAGUGCCUCAGAGAGAAGCCAAAGGCAGCGGUGAAGCCUAUGAUGAAGAUCAACAACAAGCAACAACUGAUUUCUUUUGAUUUCUCUAGUAAUGUUAUUUCUUCUCCAGCCGCGGAGGAGAUCAUUAUGGAUAAAUUGGUUGGUCGUGGAACCAAAAGAAAAACAUGUUCUCAUGGCACAAGAUCUCCGGUUCUUGCGAAAGAACAUGUUUUAGCCGAGAGAAAGCGCCGUGAGAAGCUUUCUGAAAAAUUCAUUGCUCUUUCAGCUCUCCUUCCCGGGCUUAAGAAGGCGGACAAGGUAACGAUUCUUGAUGACGCGAUCUCGCGUAUGAAACAACUCCAAGAACAACUAAGAACGCUCAAGGAAGAAAAAGAAGCAACGAGACAAAUGGAAUCCAUGAUUCUUGUAAAGAAAUCUAAAGUGUUUUUCGACGAGGAACCUAACCUAUCAUGUUCUCCUUCAGUUCAUAUUGAAUUCGAUCAAGCAUUACCAGAAAUCGAAGCGAAAAUUUCUCAAAAUGACAUUCUCAUCCGAAUCCUUUGCGAGAAAAGCAAAGGGUGCAUGAUCAACAUACUAAACACAAUUGAAAACUUUCAAUUGCGCAUUGAAAAUAGCAUCGUAUUGCCAUUCGGAGACUCGACUCUCGACAUCACAGUCCUUGCACAGAUGGAUAAAGAUUUUUCGAUGAGUAUACUUAAGGAUCUUGUACGGAACCUGAGACUCGCAAUGGUUUAGGUCUUCUUUCAAGUUUUAGUAACCUGAGACUGUACAUUGACACAAUCGUUUCGUGGAUUUGCUAUCGUUUUCUUCUUGAGAUUUUUUCACACGUGCCCACAUGUUUGAUGUGUUUUUUUAGCAAAGCUAUUUCCGAUAACGACCGUUGAGAAUUAAUUUAGAUGUAACAUUUUUUGUUUGUUAAUAAUGAAUUUAAAAUAUAACAGAAUUGUUUUUUUAUUAAGUGGCAGAAAUAAAUGUGGCCUUAUCCGCUGUCCAAAAAAAAAAAACAAAUGUGGCCUUAUCCUUAGCAUGGUCGUAAUGCCUUCUGACUUGUUAAAGUAUUUUGUAAUUAUUG
Molecule: messenger RNA, 1393 nt
Organism: Arabidopsis thaliana (thale cress)
Lineage: Eukaryota; Viridiplantae; Streptophyta; Magnoliopsida; Brassicales; Brassicaceae
Product: basic helix-loop-helix (bHLH) DNA-binding superfamily protein
Exons: 3
Coding region: 169-1056 (295 amino acids)
Cellular component (GO): nucleus
Molecular function (GO): protein dimerization activity
Source: RefSeq, marked reviewed